Messenger RNA from Leptopilina boulardi, 2254 nucleotides. RefSeq names its product insulin-like growth factor-binding protein complex acid labile subunit. Gene Ontology annotation, molecular function: protein binding. The transcript has 6 exons. NCBI's taxonomy places the organism in Eukaryota, Metazoa, Arthropoda, Insecta, Hymenoptera, Figitidae. Gene Ontology annotation, cellular component: extracellular matrix. The record is from RefSeq and is a predicted model, not a curated record. Bases 185 to 2020 code for a protein of 611 amino acids.
CCUCAGGAAUUAAUAAUAGAGAGUAAUGUGUGUGGGUUGUGAACAGAUAGUUUGACAUCCUGUUUGAUAGGAAACAUCAAGGCAGACAGAUAAGAGUCAACAAAACUCAGUUUCUCUUUAGUUCGAUUCAUAUAAUCAGAGUCAUGAAAUCUUUCUUUUAAUUUGUUAAAAUAUUGGAAAUAUUAUGGCAAUUUUGUAUUUCAUCUUCACUCUAUUUACACUGGGACAGUAUGCAGCACAAGUAGUUGAUAUCGGUGGCGUGUGGGAAAUAAAAUGUCCACAGGGAUGCUCCUGCCAAAUUCUGAAAUUCGAGGAUUUAUCCCUUCAUCAAUGGCUCGAUCCAAGGUCACAGAAUAAGGCCGUGGAUGAUGAUGAUGAUGCUGACAACGAGACUGGAUCCAUUUUCACCACUGAUUUACUUAAAGUAGCAACGUGUGUCGUAGCUGAAAAUCCAUCAGAACUUCUCGCCAAACUCCCUUCCGAUUUACAGGUAUUCACAAUUUUAGAAUCUGGAAAUGGAGAAUCAGAUAUUGUUCUUCAUUCAUCAGACUUUCAGCGUUUUGGAGAUUUAAUUUCUCUGGAAAUUCAGGGCCAGGAAAUUGGCAAUAUCACAAAAAUAGUAAAUCCUAUAAAAAGAGGAGGAAUUAUUUUAUCAGCAGAUACUUUACUUCCUUUGGGAAUGACAUUACUUUACCUAAAUCUGGAACGAGUGACAUUGACGAAUUCAAGUUUGACGAACAAAAAUAAAGCAAAUUUAGUAGUGAAACCAGCAAUUUCUUCAACUGAGGAUUCAAUUUUUCCAAAGAACAAUUCAAUUAAUCUCGCGGGACACAGAUUAAUUUUUCUGAGUCAACAGGUGAAUGACAGUAAAGAUGAUAUGGAAAUUCUUCCCUACGAUAUUUUUAAACAGGAAGUAGAAGGACGAACGGAUAUUGGUGGACUUUUUACUGGAUUAAGUGUUUUAACACACUUGAGAGUUUACGAUUGUGAACUCAAGGACAUUUCUUGGCACAUGUUUGAUGGUUUAGAGAAUUUAAUUUAUCUCUCGUUGGAAAAAAAUGAUUUAAAAGUCAUUCCUGAAUUUUGCUUCUAUGGAACUCCGAAUUUAAAAAAAUUGUCUCUCGCCGAAAAUCAAUUAUUGACACUAACCAGUGUCGAUCUUGCAGGACUUUUGACACUCGAGCAUUUGGAUUUAAGUGGAAAUAAUCUCACAUUUUUAUCAGAAUUAACAUUUCCUCCAUUUCCAAAUCUUCAAGUCGCUAAUUUUGAGAGAAAUCCUUUGGACUCAAUUUUUCCCAGCACUUUUGAAAUAAUGAACACAACUUUACAACUUUACAUUGGAGGCGAAGGAUCAAAAUUAAAACUUCAAAAGAACUCAUUUUUAGGUCUACGAGAAUUAGAGGUCCUACAUCUUUUUAAUGUUGAAAUGGAGAAUUUAGAAAGAUUUUUUCUACAAGGAAUGCCGGCACUCAAGCAACUUAAAUUACGAGGAAAUAUUUCGAGAAUAGAAUUCGAUGCAUUUAUUGAUUUAAUUCAACUUAUUGAUUUGGAUUUAAGACAUUGUCAUUUGAGACAAAUUUCAAUGGACGCAUUUUAUGGUUUGGAAAAUGUGAAACGAAUUGAUUUAUCCUACAAUGAUUUGGAUUACAUUCCUCCAGGUUUAUUUGCCAUUCAACAGCAAAAAAGUCUCAAAGAAAUUAUUCUCAGUAAAAAUAGAAUAACUACAUUGCCACAUGAUUUUUUCAAAAGUUUAAGAAACAUUAAUAGACAGCCACAAAUUCAAAAUCUUCGCUUAGAUGGAAAUCCCUGGGAUUGUAGUUGUGCAAUGGAAAACUGGAAUCCUCACGUUGUAAAUAAAACUCGAGAAACAACACCGAGAUGUUUCACACCUAAAUCAGUUCAAAAUUGGGGAGUUUUUCACGCUUUACGUAAAGGAGGACUUCAAUGCAAACGAUUCAAGAGAAGACAAAUCCGCAAGUUAUCUAAAGUACCAAAUAUGGAGGAGAAUAAUAUUAGUUAAUUGGUAUUUUUUAAUAAAUAAGUUUAGAAGUAAGUCUCUUUAUAGAAAAGAAUCAAAUAAAUUAGAAUAUAAACGAGAAAAUUUUUCAUUAAUUUUUUUUAUCUUUUAAGUGUGUAUUUAAAAAAAAAGAAAAUUAGUUUUACCUCUUAAAAGAGUGGCACAGGUUCCUUUAUAAAUACUUCGAAUUCCUCCUUCUCUGUAUAAUUGUUUAACUACAUCAUUUGGACCACUAUA